AUGGCAAAGGGUACGAGCGCCAUCGAUCCGAGCAACUUUGCUUCCCUUGCACUCACACACGUUCAGUAUGACCCCUCGGAUGGAUUGGCAAAGCUAAUGGCGCUCGUCACGCUCUCGCCCAUCUUCCUACUGUGCUCGUACGUGACGAUCAUACUGCUGCGUCGCGAGCUUACCUUUAUCAAUGCGCUGAUCGGGCAGCUGGCCUGCGAAGGCCUCAAUUGGGCACUCAAGCGGCUCAUCAAGCAGCCGCGCCCGACGGAUAGACUGGGAGCAGGAUACGGAAUGCCUUCCUCUCAUUCGCAAUUCCUCGGCUUCUUUGCUGCGUUCUUCCUGCUUCACUUUUAUCUCCACCGUCCGCCGCUGCUGAAACCUCGUACGCUGGUCAAUUCGAUGAGAAGGCUCGAACAUGCGCUUGCAAUGCUCCUGAUCGCCUUGGUAUCGCUUCUUACCUGCUACUCGAGGCACCAUCUGCACUACCAUACGCCCCUGCAGAUCUUUGUUGGUGCUUUUAUCGGCCUUGGUUUUGGAGGAGCGUAUUACUACUUUACCGAGUACCUUGCUAGAAAGCCGCUCCGGUUGCCAGCUCCACUCGCCGUAUCGCAAAGCUCGUCAGCGUUGGCAAAACGAGCCAACCGUCUCUUGCAGCCGAUCCAGUCCCGAGACAAGCAAGCAGGGACAGGCAAUCGCAGCAAACCACGUAGACCAUGCUCGACACUCGGCGAGAUGAUUUUUCCAGAGCUCCAUCCCUCUCCGCCCAUUCGACAGAUCUUACUCGACCAUCCAAUCGCCAUUGCUUUUCGCAUCAGAGAUAGUUGGGCCGUCUGGAAGGAUGGAGGGAUUGAAGGAGAGUAUCGCGCUUGGAGAGGCGAGUGGGAGGCUCGUAGAGCCUCUUGCUUGACCCGCACCCUUGGCUCAGCACAGAAGCGCAAGAGCAACUCAAACCAGCAUGCCGGUAGCCUGCCGAGACACUACUCGAUGAUGAAGUUAGCACUCGACCAAGCUGACAAGUCUCCACCCACAGACACGGCCUUCUGCGUCGGAUGCGUAAUCUGUGCCACUAGCGAUGCUAUCGCCGUAUCCAGCUCAGAGAUCCUCGCUACUGGAUUCUCGAGAGAGUUAGCGGGCAACACGCAUGCUGAACAAUGUGCUCUUGACAAACUCGCUUGCCAGUUCAACAGGCAGCAAUGCAACAACAAGUCGCUCCCAACGCUCGGUCUGGACCUGUACACCACCAUGGAGCCUUGUUCGGAGCGACUUUCAGGCAAGCUUGCCUGCGUCGAGCGCAUUCUCAGAUUCAACGAGCAGGCUGACGUCUUCACUCUUCCACGCCCUUGCCUACCGCCAUCCCUGCAAACCAGCACCACGCCAUGCGCAGACACAGUUCAAGUCAGGCUGAGAAUCCAUCGCGUCUUUCAAGGAGUCGCUGAACCAGACGAUUUCGUCAACUGUCAAAGCCAGAACAUUCUCAGAGACAGCAACAUCAACGUCUUUACCCUCCGAGCCCAUGAUGAUCCCAAUGGCCAACUCGAGCAGGAUUGCCUCAGGAUCGCACGCAAAGGUCAUCAUCCUUGGAAAACUUGA
This is a messenger RNA of Ustilago hordei, 1581 nucleotides long. RefSeq names its product related to CAX4 - required for full levels of dolichol-linked oligosaccharides. NCBI's taxonomy places the organism in Eukaryota, Fungi, Basidiomycota, Ustilaginomycetes, Ustilaginales, Ustilaginaceae. The record is from RefSeq and is a predicted model, not a curated record. The transcript has 2 exons. The coding region runs from base 1 to 1581 and encodes 526 amino acids. Gene Ontology annotation, biological process: protein N-linked glycosylation; lipid biosynthetic process. Gene Ontology annotation, cellular component: intracellular membrane-bounded organelle; endoplasmic reticulum membrane. Gene Ontology annotation, molecular function: dolichyldiphosphatase activity.